Messenger RNA from Solanum stenotomum, 2332 nucleotides. RefSeq names its product protein OBERON 3-like. The record is from RefSeq and is a predicted model, not a curated record. Lineage: Eukaryota; Viridiplantae; Streptophyta; Magnoliopsida; Solanales; Solanaceae. Gene Ontology annotation, cellular component: nucleus. The transcript is spliced from 2 exons. Bases 123 to 2159 code for a protein of 678 amino acids.
AGAGAGAGAGAGAGUCAGAGGACAGCUAUUGAGUGCAGAGCAGAAGAUUCUCUGCGCAGCAGCUUCUCUCUGAAAUUCUUUCUACCUGUAAGUAUUUUGAUCCUGUUUUUUUUAAAUUAAAAAUGGUGGAAAAUUCAAGUUACAGAUCUGAGGAGGAUAACCUUGGUGUAGGGGGAAGAGAUUUUCUUGGAAAAUCGGUAUCAGAAAUGGAUGGUGUUUCGAAAAUAACUCCUCCUAGCUGCCAAGAGUUGACUCUUAGCUACCUUUGUGAAAACUCGAAACUUGGGUUUGUGAGCUAUAAAGGGAAAGAAGUGUUGGAGGAAAGUAACAAGAGAUGGGUUGAAAGGGAUUUUCUUCAAAUGAAUGAGAGUAGUACUAGUAAAGGGGUUAAUGGUAAUGGGAAUUCAUCUAGACAUGAGGAGGCAGAAAAAAUUGAAACCCCCCUUAACCUUUCUUUGGCUUUGCCUGAUGUUUCACUGUCUUUGGCUGGUUCAAAUAGAUUCGAUCUUCAACCAUCAUCGCAUAAUAAUACUCAUUCCGCUUCAUUGUCAUGCUCUUACUCCCACCCUUUUUCCCACAAUAUGAGUUGCUCUCUUACUCGGAAUUCGACUGAUUUUUCUGUUGAUCACAUCUGGAAUUGUGGAGAAGGAACUAAUGGUUCAGUUCAUAGCCGAUUUAGGCCAAUUCCUACCAAUCAAGUUUUACCUAAGGAAACUUCAGAUAACAUUUCUUUUUUUCCAUCUGAGUUGCCUGCAAGACCAACAAUUGAUGAUUUACAAAGUCCAGUGAAGAUUUCUAGGCCUGAAAGAAUCCUUAGAGAAAUUGUUUCUGAAUCUAUUCCUCUUAUGGCUCAGAUUGUGCAAGAGCUUCCCCAUGAAACACUUGAAUCAACAAAGGAAUACUUGAGGAACCUAAUUGAGAGAAAAGAUGACCAUUUAGUUGUCCUUCAGAACAGAUUAAAUAGGAGAUGUGAUCUUACCAAUGAGACUCUCACAAAGUGUCACAAGACUCAACUGGAGUUUUUUGUUGCAAUAAAAAUGGGUGUUGGAAGCUUUUUAUCUAGCAAAAAAGUCAUACCAACAACUGAAUUGGCGGAAAUUUUCUUACUUGAAAGGUGUCGAAACAUAAAUUGUAUGAGGGGUUUACCUGUUGAGGACUGUGAAUGCAAGAUAUGUUCAACAAAGAAGGGAUUCUGCAGUGAAUGCAUGUGUCCAAUAUGUUUGAAUUUCGAUUGUGCGAAUAAUACUUGCAGUUGGGUAGGGUGUGAUGCUUGUUCACACUGGUGUCAUGCUGUAUGUGGUAUUCAGAAGAAUCUCAUAAAGCCAGGUCCAACCGAAAUGCAAUUUUACUGUAUUGGAUGCGGUCAUGCAUCUGAAAUGUUUGGAUUUGUUAAAGAUGUCUUCACCUCUUGUGCAAAAGACUGGGGUAAAGAAACGUUGGUGAAAGAGCUUGAUUGUGUUCAGAAAAUUUUCCAACGGAGUCAAGAUUUUAAAGGCAAGGAGUUGCAUCUUAAGGCUGAUGAAUUGCGUAUCAAGCUACAAAAAAACAUGAUUUCUCCUCCAGAUGUCUGCAAUUUCAUCAUUCACUUUUUUAAUUACACAGAAGGCCUGUCAGAGUUUCCUGAUAAAGACUUUAGUGGUAGAAAAAAAGAUGUUGUUUCUCUUCCUGCAUCUACUUCCGUUGCUCCGAAAUCUUCCCCGUACAACAUAAGUUCUUCAAGCGGAAGAAAAGAUGUGAUAUUUGAUGAGCAUCAUCAGCAGAAAGAUGUUAAGCCUUCCUUCAUGCCUGAAAAAAUAGUUGAAGAUGAAUGGUCUGUGAAGCGACUAAAGAAGGAUGAGCUUGCUAGCUUGGAAAGCAUUGUGCGGAUCAAAGAAGCAGAAGCAAGGAUGUUUCAGAAUCGAGCAGAUGAUGCUCGCCGAGAGGCAGAGAGUUUUAGACGGGUGGCUAGAAUGAAAAGUGAGAAAUUGGAUGAUGAGUAUUCAGAAAAACUUGCUAGACUGUGUUUGCAGGAGACUGAAGAAAGGAGGAGGAAAAAGUUGGAAGAGCUUAAAGUAUUGGAGAAUUCACAUUGUGAUUACUACAAGAUGAAAAUAAGAAUGGAAUCUGAUAUUACAGGCUUGCUUAAAAGAAUGGAAGCAACUAAGCAGUUGUGGGUUUAACUACAAAUAUUUUUCUAUUUAUGCAGUAAGUAACAUUGGCAAACUAGAUGACAUAUGCUAGUGACUUCUGUCUCUUCUUGUUUUAGACUUUACCUGACUCCUUGAUUGUGUAAGUUGAAUGUUGGUGAACUAUUGUAAAAGCUUGAAUAUUUUGGAAUUUCGUUUUGGCUACU